AUGCAUGAUGGCAUCCAAUUGACUCUAAGUGAGAUUUUCCUCCAAUUCCGCCGUCCACAGACUCUUUGCACCGAAGUUUUGGAGCGCUGUCGACUGGUCUUUGUCGCCAAGGGUGCGGAAGGCUUCAACCUCGUGCGGUCGAUCGGGCGCAACCUUUUGCAGACUGCCACGGAUGCUUUAGCCUGGACGACGGCCAGAUUCGAUCUUCAGUACCAAUUCGCAGCGGCGACUGGGCAGUAG
Messenger RNA from Aspergillus tanneri, 240 nucleotides. RefSeq lists its product as uncharacterized. The coding region runs from base 1 to 240 and encodes 79 amino acids. The transcript has a single exon. Lineage: Eukaryota; Fungi; Ascomycota; Eurotiomycetes; Eurotiales; Aspergillaceae. The record is from RefSeq and is a predicted model, not a curated record.